This is a messenger RNA of Talaromyces proteolyticus, 1337 nucleotides long. RefSeq names its product putative fructosyl amino acid oxidase. Lineage: Eukaryota; Fungi; Ascomycota; Eurotiomycetes; Eurotiales; Trichocomaceae. Gene Ontology annotation, molecular function: L-pipecolate oxidase activity; sarcosine oxidase activity; proline dehydrogenase activity. Bases 51 to 1337 code for a protein of 428 amino acids. The record is from RefSeq and is a predicted model, not a curated record. The transcript has 2 exons.
CCAUUCUUUCGUAUCCCUUGUUGAUUUAGCUCAAGCAUCGACUUUUCGCAAUGGCACCGAUCAAAAAUAACGAUUCAAUUAUAGUGAUUGGGGCUGGUGUAUUCGGACUUUCUACCGCAUUAGAGCUUUCCAAACGAGGAUAUAGAAAUAUCACCGUGUUAGAUCGCCACGUACCGCCCGUGGUUGACGGCAGCAGUGUUGAUAUUUCUCGCAUCAUUCGCAUCGAUUAUGCUGACCCGUUGUACGCCCAAAUGGCCCGUGAGGCCUACCAAGGUUGGAUCAACGAAUAUACAGAUUUCUACUACGAGUCAGGUUUUGUGAUGUUGGCAGACACAUUUUCAAAUCCGUAUAUGAGCAAGGCUAAGGAGAUAGUAAAAUCUCAGGGUGGAAGAUUGGAUGAAUUCAACGAUGCGAAUCAGAUACGCAGCCUAUACGCGAAUGUUCAAGCAGAUUUGGAUGGUCUUUUUGCUGUACACAAUCCGAUCGGAGGAUGGGCAGAUGCCGAGAGAAGCAUUCAACACCUAGCCCGUCAAUGUAAUAUGGCAGGUGUGUCGUUUAUCACAGGGCCACGAGGCACCGUUCAUUCGCUUCGAAAGAGCGGAACAAGAGUGGUAGGUGUAAACCUUACAGGAGGAGGCUAUCUUUUAGCAUCACAAGUCAUAUUAUCUACAGGUGCUUGGUCUAACCGGCUUGUUGACCUUUCGCACGCAGCUUCUGCUUCCGGCCAGCCGGUAGGUUUUAUUAAACUAACACCAGAAGAGUCUCGGGAGUUAGAAAACACUCCUGUCAUGAUAAAUAUGAGUACUGGCGUUUUUUGUUUCCCGCCUACACCUGGUACGAAUAUUCUCAAGCUUGCUCGACACGGUUAUGGGUUCGCAACCGAAACGACAUCAGAAGCCACCGGGAGAUUGAUCUCCUCGCCAAAACGAGAUGGAAGCAAUGCAGAAUCUGGUUAUCUACCGAACGACGCCGACGAAGGGCUUCGUGAAGGGCUUCGACAGUUUUUCCCUAAGCUCAAAGGCCGUGAUUGGAUGAACCGACGUCUUUGUUGGUACACCGAUACUCCCGGCGGCGAUUUUAUUAUUGACCAUCACCCAAUACUGGACGGGCUGUUUGUUGCCACAGGUGGUGCAGGACAUGCGUUUAAAUUUCUUCCUGUUUUGGGUCGCUAUGUUGCCGAUUGUUUUGAGAAUACUGCCUCCCAAUCUAUACGAAGGAAGUGGCAAUUGCAGGUACCGGUCGAAGGUGCGCAGGCUUCAUCAACUAUGAUGGGAGAUGGAAGUCGUGGAGGCCCUCCAUUGCGGAAGCUUAAUGCAAUAGAACAGUCGAAGCUAUAA